AUGGGUCAGUUCAUGGGACAAGAGCUGCAGCCUUUAAGGAGGGACAUUCUCCUUCAGCAAUAUGAGGACCUUCCAACAGGGGACAAUAUUGUGAUAUUUGUCAUAGUCUUGUUCGCAAGGUCCAUGGACUCCAGCAGCAUGAGCUCAACUCAACAGAGGGUCCUGUUGGCUUUCACCCUGUGUCUGUUCUUCUACACCGAUCUGGCCCGUAACUUCACCCUCUUCUCCGGUGCCAUCAAAUACCAGCCAUCUAGCUUUGUGCUGCAGAGGUUUGCCUCUGGCUCCCUCAUCCUGACCAUGGGUGGGUAUGAGGAGUACUUUGUGCCCUCUGCCAGUGCCCCUGCCUUGAUGCACAUCUGUACCACCGAGACUUGGCCUCAGACAUUGUGGAGCUGUGGCUGGAUCAGAUGCCCAUGGUGUGCUGGGCUCUGUAGAGGGUUUACAAGCUGGAAUUGCAAGCCUUCAUCAUGCUGGCAGCAGAAGCGGACUUCCGACAAUCUCCAGAGCUUCGAUUAUAAAGAGGCUUUUGUGGGUGACCUGGGUGAAGUGAACAUGUGGUUCUAUGUGCUGAAGCGGUAUAAGAUCAAAUGCGUAUUUACUGAGUCAAAGUCAUACCUCAACACGCUAGCCUGGGAGGAGUUCUGGUACAACAUCCUGAGGACGUGUAUAUUCAGCCCCAGCAGUAGUUAG
Messenger RNA from Suncus etruscus (white-toothed pygmy shrew), 690 nucleotides. It is a transcript of the gene CRP, whose product is annotated as C-reactive protein. The coding region runs from base 1 to 690 and encodes 229 amino acids. NCBI's taxonomy places the organism in Eukaryota, Metazoa, Chordata, Mammalia, Eulipotyphla, Soricidae. The record is from RefSeq and is a predicted model, not a curated record. Gene Ontology annotation, biological process: innate immune response. The transcript is spliced from 4 exons. Gene Ontology annotation, molecular function: complement component C1q complex binding; low-density lipoprotein particle binding.